AUGGACGCCCCAUUUUUUUCCGAUAUAGACUUCAACACCACCUUUGUGGAUGAUCAUUUAUUAUACAAGGACAAUGUUGAUGGUUUUCGCAUCACCAUGGCUAUACUCUACUUGGUGGUCUGCAUCCUGGGACUCGCCGGGAACUCCCUCGUGGUUAUUGCCAUUUUGAAAUUGGACAAACUCUCAUCUUCCACCACGGUUUACAUCUUCAACCUGGCGCUCGCUGACGGACUCUUCAUGGUGGGUCUUCCCUUCAUAGCGAGCCAGAACUUCCAGAAUAAGUGGAUGUUUGGCGACAUAGCGUGCAAAGUGGUGAUGGUUCUGGACGGCCUCAACCAGUUCACCAGCAUCUUCUGUCUCACAGCGAUGAGUAUCGACCGCUACAUGGCGUUGGCUGAUCCUCUAAAGUUCGCCCGUUGGAGAACGCCUCGUUGGGCAAAGAUCGUCUCGGCGUUCCUUUGGCUGUUCUCUCUUCUGACCAUCCUACCCAUGGCGCUUCACUUCUCCUCCGAUCGAGGUUUGUGCAUUCCGGACCUCGAUUCAGACGCCUGGUGGCUCGGAGUUCUUUCCUACACCUUCGUCAUGGGGUUUGCUUUGCCUUUUACUGUCAUGACGGCUUCCUACGCGGCGCUUCUGCUAACAAUGAGGUCCCAACGGAUCCGAAUGACGACAACAACAACGCCGAACUUUGAAACCCACCGUCUGGAGUCACAGGUCACAAAAAUGGUGGUUGCAGUCGUGGUGGUUUUCGGGAUAUGUUGGCUGCCGUUUUACACCUUAAACUUCUACGCUCUGUACCAAACGGGCUUGUAUUUGACCUUCGCCAGAGCCUUUGAGUUAAUUGUGCUGCUGUCGUACUCGUGGAGCUGUGCCAACCCCAUCCUCUACGCAUGCUUUUCCGAAACUUUUCGGAGAUACUUCCGGACCCUCCUCUGCCCCGCCGCCAAAUCACCUCCCAGCAUGCAAUGCAACACUGAACGGUAUGACUUAAAUGACGCAAGUUUGACCAUUCUGGCAUAG
Molecule: messenger RNA, 1020 nt
Organism: Trematomus bernacchii (emerald rockcod)
Lineage: Eukaryota; Metazoa; Chordata; Actinopteri; Perciformes; Nototheniidae
Product: somatostatin receptor type 2
Exons: 1
Coding region: 1-1020 (339 amino acids)
Biological process (GO): cellular response to glucocorticoid stimulus; neuropeptide signaling pathway; regulation of insulin secretion
Cellular component (GO): membrane; neuron projection
Molecular function (GO): somatostatin receptor activity; neuropeptide binding
Source: RefSeq, a predicted model, not a curated record